Messenger RNA from Tupaia belangeri chinensis (Chinese tree shrew), 2827 nucleotides. It is a transcript of the gene MARK3, whose product is annotated as microtubule affinity regulating kinase 3. The transcript is spliced from 19 exons. The coding region runs from base 211 to 2628 and encodes 805 amino acids. NCBI's taxonomy places the organism in Eukaryota, Metazoa, Chordata, Mammalia, Scandentia, Tupaiidae. Gene Ontology annotation, molecular function: tau-protein kinase activity; ATP binding. Gene Ontology annotation, biological process: protein phosphorylation; microtubule cytoskeleton organization; intracellular signal transduction. Gene Ontology annotation, cellular component: plasma membrane; cytoplasm. The record is from RefSeq and is a predicted model, not a curated record.
GGCCGCCGGGGCGGGGGAAGAAUGAGCCCCGGGACCCUGCGGGGGACGGCCCGGGCCAGGCCCGGGAUCUAGACGGCCUGGGGGGAGGGGAGCCGCCCUCCCCACGGCGCCGCCCCGGGACCGCGGGGACUGGAGCGCGCCGGUGCCGGCCGCCUCGGGCUGCGCCGUUUGCUUUUCCCCUCGCGUAGUGCAGAAGUGCGGUGCAGUAAGAUGUCCACGAGGACCCCGCUGCCCACGGUGAAUGAGCGGGACACCGAAAACCACACAUCACAUGGAGAUGGGCGUCAAGAAGUUACUUCUCGUCCUGGGCGCUCUGGAGCUCGAUGUAGAAACUCUAUAGCUUCUUGUGCAGAUGAACAACCUCACAUUGGAAACUACAGACUGUUGAAAACAAUUGGCAAGGGGAAUUUUGCAAAAGUGAAAUUGGCAAGGCAUAUCCUUACAGGCAGAGAGGUUGCAAUUAAAAUAAUUGACAAAACUCAGUUGAAUCCAACAAGUCUGCAAAAGCUCUUCAGAGAAGUAAGAAUAAUGAAGAUUUUAAAUCAUCCAAACAUAGUGAAGUUAUUCGAAGUCAUUGAAACUGAAAAAACACUCUACUUAAUCAUGGAAUAUGCCAGUGGAGGUGAAGUGUUUGACUAUUUGGUUGCACAUGGAAGAAUGAAGGAAAAAGAAGCAAGAGCUAAAUUUAGACAGAUCGUGUCUGCAGUACAAUACUGCCACCAAAAACGGAUCGUUCACCGGGACCUCAAGGCUGAAAAUCUAUUGUUAGAUGCUGAUAUGAACAUUAAAAUAGCAGAUUUUGGUUUUAGCAAUGAAUUUACUGUCGGCAGUAAAUUGGAUACGUUUUGCGGCAGUCCUCCAUAUGCAGCCCCGGAACUUUUCCAAGGCAAGAAAUACGACGGGCCAGAGGUCGACGUGUGGAGCCUUGGUGUCAUUCUGUACACACUAGUCAGCGGCUCGCUUCCCUUUGAUGGGCAGAACCUGAAGGAACUGAGAGAAAGAGUAUUAAGAGGGAAAUACAGAAUUCCUUUCUACAUGUCCACAGACUGUGAAAAUCUUCUCAAACGUUUCCUGGUGCUAAAUCCAAUUAAACGAGGCACUCUUGAGCAAAUCAUGAAGGACAGGUGGAUCAAUGCAGGACAUGAGGAGGAUGAACUUAAACCAUUUGUUGAACCAGAACUAGACAUCUCAGACCAGAAAAGAAUAGACAUUAUGGUCGGAAUGGGGUAUUCACAAGAAGAAAUACAAGAAUCUCUUAGUAAAAUGAAAUAUGAUGAAAUCACAGCUACAUAUUUGUUGUUGGGCAGAAAAUCUUCAGAGCUCGAUGCCAGUGAUUCCAGUUCUAGCAGCAAUCUCUCACUUGCUAAGGUUAGGCCGAGCAGCGACCUUAACAACAGCACUGGCCAGUCUCCUCACCACAAAGUGCAGAGAAGUGUUUCUUCAAGCCAGAAGCAGAGACGGUACAGUGACCAUGCUGGACCAGCUAUUCCUUCAGUUGUGGCGUAUCCGAAAAGGAGUCAGACCAGCACCGCAGAUAGUGACCUCAAAGAAGAUGGAAUUCCCUCCCGGAAAUCAAGCGGCAGUGCUGUUGCAGGAAAGGGAAUUGCUCCAGCCAGUCCCAUGCUUGGGAAUGCAAGUAAUCCCAAUAAGGCGGAUAUUCCUGAACGCAAGAAAAGCACAGCUGUCCCUAGUAGUAACACAGGAUCUGGUGGAAUGACACGACGAAAUACUUACGUUUGCAGUGAAAGAACUACAGCUGAUAGACACUCAGUAAUUCAGAAUGGCAAAGAAAACAGCUUGACAGAAAUGCUCAUGCAGCUAGCCCUACCUCAGUGCACUGCAUCUUCCACCUGUCGCCUGAGACAUCAGAAGCCAAUGUCCAUGUCAGCCUCUGUGCACCCCAACAUGAUGUUACCUCCAGUAGACAGUGAAGGACAUACCUUCGAGGCUGUUACUGUUCCUGAUCAAAGAACCCCAGUGGCUUCCACUCACAGUAUUAGCAGUGCGACCACUCCAGAUCGAAUCCGCUUCCCAAGAGGCACUGCCAGUCGUAGCACUUUCCAUGGCCAGCCCCGGGAACGGCGAACUGCAACGUAUAAUGGCCCGCCUGCUUCUCCCAGCCUGUCCCAUGAAGCCACACCACUGUCCCAGACGCGAAGCCGAGGCUCUACUAAUCUUUUUAGUAAAUUAACUUCAAAACUCACAAGAAGAAACAUGUCAUUCAGGUUUAUCAAAAGGCUUCCAACUGAAUAUGAGAGGAACGGGAGAUAUGAGGGAUCAAGUCGCAACGUGUCUGCUGAGCAGAAGGAUGAAAACAAAGAAGCAAAGCCGCGCUCGUUGCGCUUCACCUGGAGCAUGAAAACCACUAGUUCCAUGGAUCCCAGUGACAUGAUGCGGGAAAUCCGCAAAGUGCUGGACGCCAAUAACUGCGACUACGAGCAGAGGGAGCGCUUCCUGCUCUUCUGUGUCCAUGGGGAUGGGCACGCGGAGAGCCUUGUGCAGUGGGAGAUGGAAGUGUGCAAGCUGCCGAGACUGUCUCUGAACGGGGUCCGGUUUAAGCGGAUCUCGGGGACAUCCAUAGCUUUCAAAAAUAUCGCUUCCAAGAUUGCCAAUGAGCUAAAGCUGUAACCCGGUAAUUAUGGUGUAAAUUAAGUAGCAAUUUAAAAUGUUUUCCUGAACACUGAUGGAAAUGUAUAGAAUAAUAUUUAGGCAAUAACGUCUGCAUCUUCUAAAUCAUGAUAUUAAAGUCUGAGGACGCGAGCACGCCUGGGAGCGAAAGCUGGCCUUUUUUCUACGAAUGCACUACAUUAAAGACGUGUGACCUGUG